AGAGGUAAGUUUAAAUAAGUCACUCGGGCUUCGGGUUGGUGUUGCGGUAGCCACCUUAGGAUUAAUAGAGUCCUAUUUUACCUAGCAUAUUCCACCUGCAUAUUAGUUGAGCUAUCUUACUAUGUAAAAUACAGCUUUGUGAACCGUUUGAACUUAAAUGUGUAAUCCGAUUUCAGCAAAAUCAAAUCAUUUCUUUGUAUUCUAUACAUCAAAAUCAGAUCACCACUUUUUCUAAAAUAGGAAAAAGUGGUCUAGCUUCUCAUACACAUAGUGGCUUGAAAACUAGACUUUACUCUGUUUUGCCGCAGACUAAGAGAUCAUCUGAUUUUGAUGUACAGAACAAUAAGAAGUGAUGUUGGACCUGCUAGAUCUUUUUUCUUCUUACGUGAUUCGGACAACUUAGAGGAUAUAAAAGGCGACUAUAGUAGCCAAGAACGGACAAAAUAAUCACAGAAUACAGGUUUUAACAAUGAACCAUCGAUUCUUGGAACCUGUUACCCGAAGAAGUGUCCGCUCCUUCAAUUGACUCAUUCAAGAGAAGACUAGACACUCAAAAGUUUACUAGAAAAAGAUUAACAUAGACCGCAUGCUUUCCGUCCUAGUAACACAAAUCUAGAGCUAAACCAGUGAAGCUAUGAUGUGGCAAUCAAAAUAUUUGUGUUUGAACUAACACAGCUACAUUUCGUUUAGGUGGUUAGAUACUAUGACAUCAAGUUUUUACAUCGGUUUACAGUAGAAGUUUCACAAGCUAGAGUUAAUCCUUCCCUUAAAGCACUCAUACAAGCGCCUAGGAUUAUUCUCGCUUCCAAAACUCAAUAUGGUUCAAGUUUUGAAGAAUACGUAUGCCAGUUCAGCUGAGUUUAAAGUGCUGACGCUUGAGCACAAGUCAAUCUGCCAUCGACAGUUCGAAGUUGACGUGGAAACAGGUUGUAAAGUUGUUAUUUCGUCCUGAUAAGGUCUCAUGGCAUGCACAUCCUUCGUUUAAUAUACAAGAAAACAUCCACGACGCUACUUUCCCUACAUGCUUUUUUCCAGAAAACUAUUUAACUGUAUAUAUACUACUCUAGUCUCGUGUUACCAUAAAUUACACGUGACUUCAUUGCCAAUAAAACCGUCCGGCAAAUGACGAAUACGUUUGGUGGUCAUUCAUUUGUUUUUAAUACAUAUUGUCAAUACAAAACUGAUUAACCACUAGGAAGGAUUUGGGGAUGGAAAUUCAAACUGCCUAUAUUGAUGGAUUAUCUCAAAUACUUGAGUUUUAUAUUAAGCAUCGAAGUCCAGUGUGAAAUUAUCAGGAGUAGGGUGUUAAGUACGAUCUAUGUCUUCAGGCAGUUCAGAAGUUUCGAUAACCUCUCAUCCUUAAAUACAACAGAACUUCGCUAGUAUUCUCAGUAUUUAACCACCUGAAUAUCUUAUAAAUGUUUACUAGUAAAUCUAAUGUUUUUUGUAUCUAGUAAAGGAUCUUAUGUUGUGCUCUUUUCUUAUACUGGGUUCUUUUAUCAUCUAAGUUAACUGUCAUUAAUAAUUCUGUUCACAUUUCCAUAAGCCUUUCUCAUGACAUCCAAAUUUUUAGUCAGGAACCGGGUUUUACACGACAUGGUUCGUCUCCUGGAAAAUAUUAUCUUUAUCACAGAACAUGAAGGUGUAACAAAAAGUCUUGUCACUUUUGUUGAACAGUUUAAAAAUUCCAGUAUUAUCAUACAGCUGGAUCCUGUUAAACUCAUGGAGGAACAGUUUAUUGCAGGAUUUUGUCGACGAGGAGCUGUUACAGUUCUGCCUAUAAAACCAUUGUCGGAGUUUGGUCUUUCUAUUCAAAAGUCUAUUUUAACCCUGGACAUGUCUCCAGUUGUGUACUCUGGUUUUGGAUUAUCCGCUAAAAAAGUUAAACAAGAAAAGAAGAAAGUUUUCUAUCGAUUUCAAGUCGAUUUAAAAAGUCCACAGUUUCAGCGAAAUGGACCAGUACAUACACGUCUUCGAUCAUUUUUCAAGGCUUUCACUAACCCCCUAGAAUUGGGCACUCGUAUCCCUCGAUGCCUUGGAAAUCUUGGUCCUUUCUUUGUUGAUUGGUUACCAGAUUCCUCAGUCACACAAAUAAAUGAAUUCCCUAAAAGUGAAUCCAUUGCUUCAUAUUUAAAUGACAAAGAACAUCUCGUGAUCCGACCACAAUGUGAGGUGUUUAACUACAUUGGAUCACCUAUACUAAUACCAGAACUAAUUUCAUGGAACAAACUUCCUCUAAAACAAGAAAAUUCAUGCACAUGCACAGAAAUAGACAAAACGUCAGAUUUUUUAAAUAUUGUAAAUAUUCGCUUAGGAUUAACAGUUUUAUCUUAUUUAGCAGCUGGAAUUUCAUUUCCUGAUUCAGCUAUUUCAAAUCGUGUUCCAAGUGAUAAUCCAUGCUUAACAAAUGCAAGUCUGUCACCAAUUUAUGCACAAACUAUAGAUGAAAUUCUGUUACCUGUCUAUAAGCUGGAAAAACUGAACAUUAUAUGUCUAUCAGGUUUAUUUCCGGAUUGUUGUUACGAUGAACUGGAGGAUAAAAUAAAAUCAAUGUUAGCAGAAAGUCAACACGGGAAUGAAUUAGUUUACAUGUGCAGAUGUCCACUAAAAGUUACCACCGAUUCAGUACAAUCGUUGAAACAGUCUGUUAAUCACUUAGGAACUCUAUUUUUAACUGGUAGAAAACCUGUUUCAGAUUCACAAGGACUACCACUUAUUAAAAUUCGAUUUUAACAUUUUAUUUUUCCAUUUGCAUGUACAUUUUUGCCGUUAUUGGUAAUAUACAUUCUUGAAUUAUA
This is a messenger RNA of Schistosoma guineensis, 2798 nucleotides long. The record is from the annotation of a GenBank genome assembly. Lineage: Eukaryota; Metazoa; Platyhelminthes; Trematoda; Strigeidida; Schistosomatidae.